UGACAAACAUUCUCUUCACGUAAGGUGCUGCUCGGGAGGCAGAGGGGGAGAGAGAAGAGAUCGAAAUCUCUCUCUCGCGCGAGGGAUUUCUCAAUGGCUUUCCGGCAUCUCUUCUUCUUCGUCCUCCUCUCCGUUUUCAUCUCCACAACCUUCUCUCAAUCCCUCAUCCGACUCCCGACCAGCCUCCGCAAGUCCCAUGUCGAGGCCCACGACGAUGACCUCUAUUGCGACAGCUGGAGGCUCUCCGUCGAGACCAACAACGCCGGAGCCUGGACGAGCAUUCCUUCUCAAUGCCGCCUCUUUGUUCAGGACUACAUGACCGGCAAGCGGUAUGCCUCGGAUUCCGAUGUCGUAGCUAACUACUCCCUCAAUUUCGCUUCCACCGUCGAGAUCGCCGCGGACGGGAAAGAUGCCUGGGUCUUUGACAUCGACGAGACUUUGCUCUCUAAUCUCCGGUAUUACGAGCUCCACGGAUUCGGGUCGGAGACAUUUGAUGAGAAAUCUUGGGAUGAGUGGGUUGAAUUGGCGGAGGCGCCGGCCUUAGCGGCUAGUUUGAAUCUGUAUGAUCAGUUGAAGAAGAUGGGAUUCAAGAUAUUCCUCUUAACUGGACGCAAUGAAAAUCAGAGGAAUGUCACGGCAAAAAAUCUUCUUUUUGCAGGAUUUACCAACUGGGAAAGGCUUAUCUUGAGAGGACCUUCAGAUCAAGGGAAACUGGCCAUUAUCUACAAGUCUGAGAAGAGAUCAGAGCUGGUGAAUGAAGGUUACAGGAUUCAUGGGAGCUCUGGAGAUCAGUGGAGUGACUUGCUGGGAUUUGCAUUGGCCCAAAGGUCUUUUAAAUUGCCAAACCCAAUGUAUUUCAUUGGUUAAACAAACAUAUUUUUAAAUCCUGUAAUCUUCAUGUUGUUUUUCUUUGCUUCAUCCAAAAGUUAUUCUGAUUUCUUCCCAUCACAAUAAGCAUGUGUUCUUUUGUUGGAAAUUCAAGUUGUUAAUCACAUGACUUUCAGUUUAUGACACAAUUAGUUCAUAUAAAAAUGAUAACAAUCC
Messenger RNA from Rubroshorea leprosula, 1044 nucleotides. NCBI's taxonomy places the organism in Eukaryota, Viridiplantae, Streptophyta, Magnoliopsida, Malvales, Dipterocarpaceae. The record is from the annotation of a GenBank genome assembly.